This is a messenger RNA of Suillus clintonianus, 636 nucleotides long. RefSeq lists its product as uncharacterized. The record is from RefSeq and is a predicted model, not a curated record. The annotation marks the transcript as partial. NCBI's taxonomy places the organism in Eukaryota, Fungi, Basidiomycota, Agaricomycetes, Boletales, Suillaceae. The transcript has a single exon.
AAGGAGGAUCAAGACACUCACACGCUGCGAAGAGUGGGCAACAACUUGGAUCAGCAUGACUCGAGCACGAAGGAGGAUCAAGACACUUACAUGCUGCUAAGAGUGGGCAACGACUUGGAUCAGCACGGCUUGAGCUCGAAGGAGGAUCAAGACACUCACAGCCUGCGAAGAGUGGGCAACGACUUGGAUCAGCAUGGCUCGAGCUCGAAGGAGGGUCAAGACACUCACGUCCUGCGAAGAGUGGGCAACGACUUGGAUCAGCACGACUCGAGAUCGAAGGAGGAUCAACACACUCACCAACUGCGAAGAGUGGGCAACGACUUGGAUCAGCACGGCUCGAGCUUGAAGGAGGAUCAAGACACUCACAACCUGCGAAGAAUGGGAAACGACUUGGAUCAACAUGGCUCGAGCUCGAAGGAGGAUCAAGACACUCACAGCCUGCGAAGAGUGGGCAACGACUUGGAUCAGCAUGGCUCGAGCUCGAAGGAGGAUCAAGACACUCACAGCCUGCGAAGAGUGGGCAACGGCUUGAAUCAGCAUGGCUCGAGCUCGAAGGAGGGUCAAGACACUCACAGCCUGCGAAGAGUGGGCAACGACUUGGAUCAGCAUGGCUCGAGCUCGAAGGAGGGUCAAGAC